Messenger RNA from Oncorhynchus keta (chum salmon), 2866 nucleotides. RefSeq names its product G protein-coupled receptor 75 (gene gpr75). The transcript has 5 exons. The record is from RefSeq and is a predicted model, not a curated record. Gene Ontology annotation, cellular component: membrane. NCBI's taxonomy places the organism in Eukaryota, Metazoa, Chordata, Actinopteri, Salmoniformes, Salmonidae. Gene Ontology annotation, biological process: G protein-coupled receptor signaling pathway. Gene Ontology annotation, molecular function: C-C chemokine receptor activity. The coding region runs from base 372 to 2060 and encodes 562 amino acids.
CGCGCCCAGUACUGUAUAUGUCAUAUCCCACGUCUUACCGAUGUACUGCGCCCGAUCUUCGUCUUCUCCCGGAUAAAACAAAAAUGGAUACAUCACAUCGACAAUAAAAUACACGCUCUUUUUGAAUGAUAUAUUGUGAAUAAAAGUGCUUGUGGUUAUAAUGCAUGCGGACGAAAUCUGGGGUCUUUCCCAUGACCAAGGGGACCAUGUCAAUGGAGGAGACAGCAGAUACCUUCACCAUCCUGUUCAGUGAAAUGAUGUGAACACCUGUGAGGCUGUUCUCCAGUCUUUACUGACCCAAUGGAGAAAGUCCAUUAAAACAGUGUUUUAGUCCAGGACUAGGCUUAAUCUGUGUCUGGGAAAGCAGCCCUAUGUGUAUGAUGAAUGUGACCAGUCUGCCGUCAGUCUGCCACCACCACACCUACAACAGCAGCCUGGGCCCGAGGUCCUCCUCCUCUUCCUCCCCUGGCUGGGCCCUGAUCCACACGGCUACCCUCACUUCCUGCUCCCUCCUCCUCAUCCUCAUAUUCUUUCUGGGUUCUUACGGCAACCUGGUGGUGUUCCUCUCCUUCUUCCACCCGGCCUUCCGCAAGUUCCGCACCAACUUCGACUUCAUGAUCCUGAACUUAUCAUUCUGUGAUAUGAUUAUAUGUUGCGUGACUGCGCCGAUGUUCGCAUUGGUGCUUUUCCUGGACUCAGGAGGAGGGGGUGGCGUGUCAAAGACUUUUUGCUUCACCUUCCACCUGACCAGCUCUGCCUUCAUCAUCAUGUCUCUGGAGACGGUAGCUGUGAUCGCCCUCCAUCGGCUCCGUAUGGUCCUGGGCCAGCAGCCCAACCGCAUGGCCUCGCUCCCCUGUACUCUGGCUCUCACCGCCCUCCUCUGGACCUCUAGCUUUACUAUGGCUGCCCUGCUCACCCUGCGAGCCUACCCCAUGAAGGAGGGACCCUGCCUGCCUCACUUCGGCCUAACGGGUGGGCCUGCAAGGGUGGUUCUAUAUGUCUACCUGGCAGACUUUGCAUUCUGCGUGGCGGUGGUGUCUGUCUGCUACCUGAUGAUCGCUAAGACGCUGAGGAAGAAUGCACAGGUGAGGAAGUGCCGCGUCAUCACUGUAGACGCCACACGCCCGCCGCUACCACAACCCCCUCCCCCGCUCAUGGCGGCCGGCUUAGAGAGCAUGCAGUGUGCCGUCCAGGUUCCUUCACUCUACCGCAACCAGACCUACAACAAGCUCCAACACAUUCAGACUCACUCCUACACUAACAGACCCACCAGCCAGGGUCUAGUACCCGGGGCUGCCCAGGGAGCUACCUGCUGCCAGCUCGUCUCUACCGUCAACCUGGCCACAGCUAAAGACUCCAAGGCUGUAGUAACCUGUGUGGUGAUUGUAUUCUCCGUCCUUCUCUGUUGUCUCCCCAUGGGCGUCUCCUUAGCCCAGGACGUCCUCUCUCCAGAGAGCAGCUUCGCUCACUACCAGUUCGAACUGUGCGGUUUCGCACUCAUCUUCCUCAAGUCGUGCAUCAACCCAUUCGUGUACUCUCGCAACAGCGCCGGGCUUCGCCGGCGCGUCCUCUGCUGCCUCCAAUGGGUAGCGCUGGUGUUCCUCUGCUGCAAGCACAAGACACGGCUCCAUGCCAUGGGUAAAGGUAGUCUCGAGGUCAACCGUAACAAGUCCUCGCACCACGAGACCAACUCUGCCUAUGUCCUCUCACCCAAGCCACAAAGGAGACUGGUGGAUCAAGCCUGUGGACCCAGUCACUCCCGGGACUGUGCCCCCAGUCCGAGAGCUACGGGCGGGCAUGGUGGGCGUAAGCCCAGGGCCCCUAGCACCUCCACCCCCAUCAACACCCGUAUCGAGCCCUACUACAGUAUCUACAACAGCAGCCCCUCUGCAGGACCCGGCUCCCCUACCAACAGUCUGCAGCCUGCUGCCAACUCCUCCUCCUCCCAGGCCUUUGGGUUCAACAAGUCCUACGUUGCCAUGCACUAUCACAUCCACCAGGAGGUGCUGCAGGACGUUGAGAGCACCUCAGCCCAUAAGAUACCCAUACCUUCAGUCUGACUAACCACCAUGAUUGAUUGGAUCCCUUCAGUCUAAACUGACGAAUAACCUUGGCUUAGACCUGAAGACUUGUGUUGGCUCGCCAAUUUAAUGCCAAUAGGCUUUAGUUCAGUGGGCUAACAUAGUCUUGUGGUUCUGCCGGACUUUGAGAGCACCUCGGUGCAUCAGAUCUCCAUACCUUCAGUUUAACUUACCACAAUGAUUUAUACAUGAAUUGAUUUGUUUAUUGAUCAGAUACUGUACUUCGAGUGUAACCCUGCCACCAUGCUGAAAUUUGAGAGGGAUUGGGCACAUAGAUCAGGGAUGCUAAAAGUUACUAUAAUAUUAUAUGACUAUCACCACAAGACACCAGAGAAUAAACGGUACUAAUUGUCUGAAUAUCAUGUGGUACUGAACUGUUAGAGGUAAAGAAUAACCCCCAUUGACUUUAGAAUAUUAAAUGGAUGAUCUCUUAGUCCAGAGGGAGAGAAACAGCACUGAUCCCAUAUUAUUGAUGUUACUGAAAUAAGUGGAAUCACUUUUUACACUGACAUGACAUUUUUCAUAUUGUACAAUUUAUAUGGUCUUUCUCAUCAUAAUAAUACUGUAUUUGUGAGUCUCAUACAUGUUCUAUGAUAUCAGUAAAUGUUUUGCAAGUGCAAUGUGUCCAGUGCGCUCCUGGCAAAGAAAAUAUCUUAAUUGAAGAUCUAUUGUAGAUCCAUCAUCUACUCUUGUGGAGUAAGAGACCUCUGGUGGUCAACUAAUCAACCUGCAACUAACUGUCCAAGCUUUUGUCAAGUCACACAGUGAUGUCCAGUACAGAUGCU